UAUAAGGGCCACAUCUGAACAGGACGAGACCUCCAUUGUUAGCCGAACCCUGAAGAUAGAGAGAAACUAGAAGGAAGCCAUGAAGCUGCUGGCUCCGACUCUUCUGCUCUGCUCGCUCCUCCUGAGCUUCGCUCUCUUGGAGCCUUCAUCUGCAAUGUCGCAAUUCUGUGGGGACAAGUGCAAGGGGAGGUGCGCGAAGGCGGGGGUGAUGGACCGGUGCAUCAAGUACUGCAACAUCUGCUGCGAGGAGUGCAGGUGCGUCCCGUCCGGGACCUACGGCAACAAGCACGAGUGCCCUUGCUACCGCGACAAGCACAGCUCCAAGGGCAAGCCUAAAUGCCCUUGAUCACCGUAUGCCAUUCUCCAUUGAUCUAGAGACUCUAGGCUUGAGCUUCAGUUGAUGGCUUUGAUGAUGAAUAAGAGAGUGUAGAAUGUAGACUAGGGUUUAGUAGCAUGUUAUGGAUAUCUCUGCUUUGAUUGUGUUUUGAUGGUGUGCUUGUAAUCUUGUCAUGGGGCCUGCUGCUGCUGGUCAUCUUGAUGAGGACCUGUUACAAGAAGUGGAUGUGGCAAGAAAUGCUUUAUACAGCUGUUGCUUUAUAUUGCCAGUAUUUGGUGUUACUGAAAAGCGAGCCUUUUAUCUCUUUUGUCUAUUGGAAAAGAGACAUUAGAUAAAUUCAUUCUAA
Molecule: messenger RNA, 683 nt
Organism: Syzygium oleosum
Lineage: Eukaryota; Viridiplantae; Streptophyta; Magnoliopsida; Myrtales; Myrtaceae
Product: peamaclein-like
Exons: 2
Coding region: 80-346 (88 amino acids)
Source: RefSeq, a predicted model, not a curated record